Molecule: messenger RNA, 932 nt
Organism: Oppia nitens
Lineage: Eukaryota; Metazoa; Arthropoda; Arachnida; Sarcoptiformes; Oppiidae
Product: syntaxin-1A-like
Exons: 9
Coding region: 10-882 (290 amino acids)
Biological process (GO): intracellular protein transport; exocytosis; synaptic vesicle fusion to presynaptic active zone membrane
Cellular component (GO): plasma membrane; SNARE complex; presynaptic active zone membrane
Molecular function (GO): SNARE binding; SNAP receptor activity
Source: RefSeq, a predicted model, not a curated record
AUAAAAGUGAUGACUAAAGACAGAUUAGCAGCGCUUAAAGCCGUCCAGACCGAUGAGGAUUCGGUAUUCAUUGGUCUCGACGAAAGGGGCGGUUAUAUGGAUGAGUUCUUCCGGGAGGUGGAACAGAUUGGCGACAACAUCGAGAAGAUGCAGACCAGUGUCGAGGAGGUGAAGAAAAUUCAUUCGGCAAUAUUGAGUGCACCGCAAACUGACGAUAAAGUCAAACAACAAAUGGAUGAUCUGAUGGCCGAAAUCAAGAGGAUAGCCAACAGAGUACGGGAAAGAUUAAAAGUAAUGGAGCAAACUAUAGAACAAUUAGAACAGACAUCAAUGAUGAGCGCCGACUUCAGGAUCCGGAAGACACAGCACUCGAUGUUAUCGCAAAAGUUUGUCGAAGUUAUGACCGAUUAUAAUAAGACACAAACCGAUUAUCGGGACCGAUGUAAAGCUAGAAUACAGAGACAGUUAGAAAUAACCGGUCGAUCGACCACUGAUGAUGAACUCGAGGCGAUGAUCGAAAGCGGAAAUCCAGCUAUUUUUACACAAGGAAUUAUUACCGACACUCAACAGGCCAAACAAACGCUGGCCGAUAUCGAGGCCCGACACGCGGACAUUAUUAAAUUGGAAAGCAGUAUACGGGAAAUGCACGACAUGUUCAUGGAUAUGGCUAUGCUUGUCGAAAGUCAGGGCGAAAUGAUUGAUAGCAUUGAACGACACGUGCAAAGCAGUACCAAUUACGUAGAGACAGCUAAAACUGUUACGAAAAAAGCGCGUGAAUAUCAACGCAAGUCACGUAAGAAGUCGAUUCUGGUGUUAAUCGGUGUAAUAAUUUUGAUUGCAGUCAUAGUCCUUAUUCUUUGCUCUGUUUUUAAAGUAUUUUAAUUAAAAUUAUAAUUAAAAAACUAAAUAUUUAAAAAUAAAAAAAUUAAGUC